Messenger RNA from Agelaius phoeniceus (red-winged blackbird), 1095 nucleotides. RefSeq names its product chromosome 3 C6orf58 homolog (gene C3H6orf58). Lineage: Eukaryota; Metazoa; Chordata; Aves; Passeriformes; Icteridae. The record is from RefSeq and is a predicted model, not a curated record.
AUGUGGCCCCACUUUGGCAUACGUGCUCUUCUGGUAGUGACUGUCAUCCUGAGUCCUCUGCCUGCCAGGGCACAGAGUGAAAAUGAUGUCACUGGAGAAGAUCUCUAUCCCCCUGUGUGGGACCUGGCCCCUGGAAACCUGCUAGAUUUCCCAGUAAAGGACAACAAAAUUGUUAUCAGUGCUUGGAACUAUCAAGAUCGACUGGGAGUGUACAAGAGCUUGCUAAGUGCUUCAGCCAAAUAUUUUGAUGCCUUUGGACCCCAAAACAGUGGCAAUAUUCUCUGGGGAUUACCAUUGCAGCAUGGGUGGCAAUUUCGUACAGGCAGGUUAGCAGAUCCUUCUGGUGUGACUUCCUGUGGCUAUGAAAAUGGAGAGCUCCUGUGCCAAUCUGUAAGAAGCUGGUGGUCCUGUAUGAAUUACUAUCUCUCUAUUAUACCCUUUCUGGGGGCAGUGGAGGCUGGCCUCUUUGGGCAGCUGCCAUAUGAGAUAGAAAUAUUGCCACCAGGGGAGCAAAAAGAUGACUUCUGUUACAGCGUUAAAGACUGCUGGUCUCGCAUGCCCAAGCUCAUGGAUGACUGGAAAGCCUUUUUUGAAUAUCUGCUAUCUACAGAACUCAAAACUGUCAGCUCUGCCAGCCUCUCCUCCUUCAAACUGGACGAUGCCCUUGGCCUCAUGUGGAAGGCACACACCUCCUCCAUUGCUUACGCACUCCCCAAAUUCCAUGACAGCUUAAAAUAUCUCUCUGAUCCAGAAGCAAAUUUUGGUGAAGACUGGGCUAAUGCUGUAGAUUUCAUUGCUGCCACACACUUCAGUACAGACUUACUGACCACAAACGACUUCCAGACUUUCCUGCCCCAGAGGAUGCUUGUUGAAGGGGAUGUUCUCCCAUCCAUUAGUGACUUCAGUCCAGGGCAAAAUAAGGUUCUGGUGUCACUGAGAGCUCUUCACAAAGUAAAUAAAAUAACAGGAGGAUUGGUGCUGAAGAUCUGGCAAAAGGCUAUGUCCACCGAAGCAGGAAGAAGAAUAGGCCGAGAACUGAUUGAAAGCUUGCCUUCCGGCCAGAAGCUCGAGCUACUUGACCUAAUAGGAAUUUAG